Molecule: messenger RNA, 4580 nt
Organism: Corticium candelabrum
Lineage: Eukaryota; Metazoa; Porifera; Homoscleromorpha; Homosclerophorida; Plakinidae
Product: proprotein convertase subtilisin/kexin type 6-like
Exons: 16
Coding region: 1-4455 (1484 amino acids)
Biological process (GO): regulation of DNA-templated transcription; protein processing
Cellular component (GO): Golgi membrane; trans-Golgi network
Molecular function (GO): serine-type endopeptidase activity; protein binding
Source: RefSeq, a predicted model, not a curated record
AUGGAAAAGAAGGCGGCAGAAAUGUCGUGGUUGGAAGUGGCGAAGCUAGUAAGUACGAGACGACCGAUCACUAAAAACUGUGACGUUUACGUUGAGGUCUACCUCUCGCCAACGUUUGUCUUGUCGUUUUUCAAGGUUCUGCGGGAGAGCAAACAAGAGUUCAUGUCUGUCAAUGAAAUACUAGACGUCAUCGUGCAGAAGAAGCUUCGGGAUAUGACCAACUGCCAUAAGCCGUACGCAACUCUCUAUGCUGUCAUGCACAAUCAAGCAAAGAAAGCAAACUCUCCCAUCGUUAAAAAGCUCGAUCGUAUCUCAUACUUCGCUUGUAAAACAUCAUUGAAGCGAAAGAAACCCGGCAGCAGCCUUGCCUCUAAUAGAGUCACACAGCCGAUGGCAAACGUAGGAACGAAGAAGAAGAAAGAAGCGGAAAAGGAAGUAGAGAGUCUCAUUGUGAGUGUCGAUUUGACGCGGCUGGCUCAUCAGCCGUCAGUGAGGAAACCUGGUGGGAGGCAUGAGGAUGGCGUUGGGUCGAGGAAGGUGAAUGGAUUGAGGAAACCGAUAAGAGCGAAACCGUUGGAAUGGAAUGCGAAGGCACCAGAUGAAUCAAGUGGAAAGUCAUCGAAGAAGCUACAACGUGGGUCAUUCAAAUUAGAUCUUAACUCACCGAAUUCUCUAUUUGUACAUCUGGAUAUAAGGUGGGCACUUGAAAUAUCAGGUGAACAACAUCAAGUCGAUGACAUUGCUCUGAGGCAUGGAUUUGUGAAUUUUGGAAAGAUUGAAGGGUUAGAUGGCUGCUAUCGACUUCUACAAUCCAAUCAGAGUGUUGUGUCAACACAACAUGCCGAAAUGGUAACAAACAGGCUGCUCGAUGAGCCUCAGGUUGUACAGGCCGAGCAGCAAAUCUUACAGGAAAUAGAAUUUACUGGAUUUCAAACACCCAGAGAUCCAUACUUCCACAAGCAAUGGCAUUUGGUAAACAAGGGCCAGGCGGGUGGUCCAAAGGGUCUGGACAUUAACGUACUCCCAGUGUGGAAGCAAGGCCUUACAGGAAAAGGUGUAGUCAUAGCCGUUCUUGACACCGGUAUCUAUCAUGAUCACCCCGAUCUCAAGGCUAACUACAAAGCAGACAUCAGUUAUGACUACGUCGAUGAAGAUCGGGACCCUUUUCCUGACCCAGACUCAUUCCAACCAACGCACGGCACACUGGUGGCAGGCGCAAUUGCCGCCUCAAAGAACUCAGUCUGCGGCGUGGGCGUGGCCUAUGACGCAUCCCUGGGCGGUGUUCGAUUGCCACUUGAUUCGUUUACGGACGUCAAGGGCGCCGCCGCAUUGUCGUUCGGGCGCAGCAAAGUAGAUAUUUACAGCUGCAGCUGGGCGAUUCCGAGUAACGGACGCACACUGGGCGGACCAGGGAGGCGAACGAGAAAAACGCUAGAGAAAGGAACUACAGAAGGAAGAGACGGGUUGGGAGCUAUUUACGUUUUCAGUGCCGGGAAUGGCGGCAGCUUCGACGACUGCAACUGCGACGGCUACCAGAACAGCAUCUACACGAUUUCCAUCACUGUCGUGUCGGGAAACGGGACGAAGCCGAGCUACACGGAGCACUGCUCGGCCAUCCUAGCAGCCACCUACAGUGGAGAUGACCCACACAACGAGUUAGACUACAGACCUGGAAUUUUUUCGACUAGUGCCAACGGCACGUGCGGUGAGAUCUCCGCGACGUCAGCGGCGGCUUCUCUCGCUUCCGGAAUCAUAGCAUUGGCUUUACAAGCAAAUCCGUUGUUGAGUUGGAGAGACGUGCAGCAUAUCAUAGUGCGCACUGCGAAAAUCAUCGAUCACAAUCAUGAAGACUGGACGGUAAACGCAGCCGGACGGUAUGUAAGUCACGUUUUCGGGUACGGAGUCCUAGACGCGGAGGCCGUCGUCGAGGUCGCCAAGAACUGGAAACAAGUGCCAGAGCAACACGCAUGCGUCGAGAGCUACAACGCGUCUAGACCUCGUCGAACGGUCGGUGCCCGGAUUAGGACCAACGGUGACCGGAUUAGGAUACAUCUGAAAACGAGCGGAUGUCGUGGAACCCCCAACGAAGUCCGCAGCUUAGAACACGUCGUGGCGCGCAUCACUCUGUCUGCGUCUUUCCGUGGUGACGUCACCAUCCACCUCACCUCUCCGCAACGCACGACGUCGCGACUCCUCCGUCAUCGCGCUCGCGACGACAGCAACGACGGAUUCACCAACUGGCCGUUCAUGACCGUAUUCCACUGGGGCGAAGACCCGACGGGCGAAUGGACCCUCGAAAUUAUAGCCAAGAAAAGAGGCAACAAAAUCACGUUAAAACGCUGGAAUCUGAGUCUCUACGGAACAAAGGAAUCCCCGGAUAACGCCACCACGUGUCAUUCCGAAUGUUUAUCCGGGUGCUUCGGGUCUGGGCCUGAUGACUGCUACGGCUGUCUUCACUUCAAAAUCGCCACCAAAGGCGACAAUUACACAUGCGUGGCGACGUGUCCGCCUCAUCUCUACUCCCUCUUUACGACAAACGGACGCAACGCGACUUGCUCGUCCACCUGCCCGCGCGGACGCUACCGCGCACGCUCGUCGACACAGAACGGACCCUUCGUGUGUAAAAAGUGUCCGACCGGAUGCACGCGUUGUAAAUCAAAACGUUACUGUCAUAAAUGUAAAGACGGAUGGAACAUGCUUGAUUACAAACAGGCAAGGCACACGCACUACCGACAGUGUGUCCUUCACUGUUGGACCUCCUACUACCUCCACAAGGAAAAGAAGACUUGCUUUCCAUGCUCCACAAACUGCUCAAGUUGCGACGGACCCGCCAACACCGACUGCCUGAGCUGUUUCCAUCCAGAAGUCCUCCAUCAGAGACGCUGCCACGACGCCUGUCCCUCUAAUCUCCACCCUUUGACCCUCGAGCACAACAAUGGUGUCAUUUGUGUGGCGGAUUGUGAGGCGUUCGAGGGCUACUACCUCGACCGACUGUCGUCACGGUGUGGACAGUGUAAUGCGCUAUGCUCGUCGUGUCGCAACGAAAGCCACGACGCGUGCACGAGCUGCAAAUCGAGAUACUACAUGCUCGACAGCACGUGCCUCUUCAGCUGCCCGCAAGGAUACGAGAUGACGAAAUCGAGUAAAGGCAGAGUGUGUAAGUACUGCGGACACGACGGCUCGCUCUGUUUCCGCGAUUCCGUCGCGUCUCAGCAGCUCGACGACUCCGAGUGUCCGUCGGGAACGUUCCGGGAGGUUAACAUGCCUCGCAGCUUAGCGUGCGUGCGCCGCUGCAGAGACGGCUACUAUGCCGACAGUCGAACGCGUCGGUGCGCGAAGUGUCCGCGGAGAUGCGCGCAAUGCCGCAACCCGACGGUCUGUACCAGCUGUAAGACACCAUACUCUCUGUACGAGACAAAAUGCGUGUCCGAGUGUCCUCUCGGUCACUUCACGCAACAAACAAACGCACAGACAAACGUCCGCCUGCGUUGUCUGCAGUGUGACGCCGCCUUUCGUCGCUGCAACGGCUCAGAUGUGUGUACACAAUGCGCACAACAGUGUCCGCCUUGUCGACGUCGAUGCGAAGAGUGUCGGAGUGCUGCACAUGCACAGACCAAAUGCGUUCGCUGUUCUCGUCGCUACUACCUGCACGGAUCCCGAUGCUCCAUCGACUGUCCGGACGGCUACUAUAGGAAUGCCAACAGGUGGACUUGCGACCGAUGCCAUUCGUCUUGUCUCUCUUGUUUCGGUCCUGGUCCGGCUCGCUGUACGAGGUGCGACGGCGAGUGGGCUCUCUAUUCCGAUCGGUGUCUGCCGUCGUGUCCGUUGGGUUUGUUCCGUCGGUUUGUGUCGGAGGGACGUCGUGUUGUCUGCGUUGCGACGUGCGCGCCGGGAAUGUACGGAGACGGAGCGACGGGCGAUUGUACGGCUUGUCAUCCGUUGUGUAGCGCGUGCUUCGCGUCGGGAUCUUCAAACUGUACGGCGUGCAGAUCGGACGCUCGACUCGACGGCACCGUCUGCUCUUUUGAUGAGUCUAGAUCCAUUUCCGGUCGGAUAAACCACGAGGUGACUCUACAACAGCACAACCACCACCGCAGGCAGCAACAGCACAAGCAGCAGCAGAAGAAGAAGCAGCAGCAGAAGGAGCAGCAGCAGAAGGAGCAGCAGCAGAAGGAGCAGCAGCAGAAGGAGCAGCAGCAGAGGGAGCAGCAGCAGCACAACCAGAAGCAGAUCAAUCCAGUAACUCGAAUGUUGAUCAAUGAGACCAGAAUUCGAUCACACGAUGACGUAUAUGAUCCUGCAAUUGUUGGACUAUUCUCGACUACCAUACUGCUGCUGCUGCUGAUCAUUUUCCUUCUAGUAUUUCUGUUUAUCCAAACUCGUCGAAAGGUCUCUCGUUGUACAGAGACCGUUCUCUGCCUGUCGUCUGCACAAGAAGAGAAGAGGACCAACUGAAUCAGCAAAGCUGGGACAUUGGAUCUCUUACUUUUGCCUAAGCAUGUGAGUCCAUUUAAGUAGUUAGUGUUGAGUACAGUAUGGAUGGUCAGAUCCAUGCUAUGUAAUGUCACACAAAGAAUGAA